Molecule: messenger RNA, 1350 nt
Organism: Lasiosphaeria miniovina
Lineage: Eukaryota; Fungi; Ascomycota; Sordariomycetes; Sordariales; Lasiosphaeriaceae
Exons: 3
Coding region: 1-1350 (449 amino acids)
Source: RefSeq, a predicted model, not a curated record
AUGGGUAUGAUACCGCUGCACUAUAGACGCCCAUCAUUCGUUGAAAAGACGAUGAUGGGAGAUAGCCAGAGUUCGCUCGAGGAUGGAGAUGGAGAGCGUUCGCUGAGAUCUGCCAAGUCUGGAAACCUGUCGGGAAUCCCCGAAGCCCUCAGCUUCGACAAGAUCGUGGACGGGGGAACGUGCCCGCCGUGCACGCUCCGAGAGUUCAUGAACUAUCUUGUUUACAUCGAGCGGUCUGCCGAGAACCUCCAGUUCUACCUGUGGUUCCGCACCUACGUGACUCGCUUCAAGCUGGCCAAGACCAUGGAUAUUUCUCUGGCCAUGGAAUGGACCCAGGCCAUGGAAGACGAAGCCAUUGCGCGGAUCCAGAAGGAGCACGCCGAGAAGGCGCGCAAGGCUCCCAAGGCAGGCACGGCGGCUGAGAUCUUUGCCGGCAGCGACUUUGUCAAGGGCUCCGAGACCCCGAGCGUGGCUAACACCGAGAUUGCCAACCCUUUUGGUACGCCGCCUGCGACCCCCUCGGAGUUCAACCAGCCAUUCGACUAUAGCAACAGCUCGGAGGACGAUUCGUAUAGGAUGAAAGCAAACAAAGCGUUUGCAUCUGCGGGCGUCAAGGCGCCCUUCACGAUCCAACCCUUCCGCAAGGAGGUUGACCGCGUGGUCGCGACAUACAUCAUGGACGGGGCGCCUCGCCAGCUCAACCUGUCGGACCGGGAGCGAAAGGCGGUGCUGCACGCGCUGGCGUUCACGACGCACCCAUCGGCGUUUAGCAUCGUGAUCCAGGCGACCGAGUUGACGCUGCGGCGGCAGGCACACCCAAACUUCAUUCGCUGGUCGAUCUGCAACGGCAACCCGGCGCGCGUGUCGUUCGCGCGGGGCCUCGGCGCCAGCCUCAUCCUAGCGGGCUUCGCGGCGGCCGUGGUGCUAACGCUAUCGGGCGCCGCGCGCGGGUACCGGGCGCUGGCGUCCGUCGGGUGGGUGCUAGGCAUCUCGACGCUCAUCGCCGCGUGGAAGGGCAUGUGCGUGGUGCUGCACGGCAUGCACCACCGCCACGUGCGGCCGUGGGAGCUCUUCAUCCACGAGCUCGAGGACGCCGAGUCCGACCGCAUCAAGAAGCACUCUUUCGACAGCUUCGGCUCCGCCAACAGCUACGAGGAGCAGCCGUGGGUCAUCCGCUACCAGCGCCGCAACAUCGUCCGCAAGGUCUUCGACCGCGAGGUCCACAUCCGCGAGCCGGCGCUCCGCCAGAUCCAGGACGUCAUCUUCCUCCAGAGCGUGCUGUGCGCCGUGGUCCUCUCGGCCGUCUUGACGGUCAUUUUCGUCCUCGUGCCGGGCGCGGACAUGUUUUGA